Phlebotomus argentipes is the source of this 4405-nucleotide messenger RNA. Its product is annotated as apoptosis-resistant E3 ubiquitin protein ligase 1. Lineage: Eukaryota; Metazoa; Arthropoda; Insecta; Diptera; Psychodidae. Bases 864 to 3608 code for a protein of 914 amino acids. The record is from RefSeq and is a predicted model, not a curated record. Gene Ontology annotation, biological process: positive regulation of protein catabolic process; proteasome-mediated ubiquitin-dependent protein catabolic process; protein polyubiquitination. The transcript is spliced from 9 exons. Gene Ontology annotation, molecular function: ubiquitin-protein transferase activity.
UUUACAUCACAUUCCUCCACGCCCCCCUUUCCGAGACAGAACACCCGCGAUUCACCUCUCAAUUGUGUGUCUCUUUGCCUUUGUUCGUGACGAAUUUCUUGCUUUUCUGUCCCGCGUGUUUCCGGGACUUUUUCCCAUCACCCAUUUCCUUAGUGUUUUUCUUGCGGAACGCAAUCAAACGAUUUCCAGCAAAACUCAAUUAUGUGAUAGAAGACAAAGGGUCAUCACGCGAAGCAAAAAUAUGUGCUUGUAUUGACAAGAAGUGUGAGGAACACUGUGUUUUCCCUCUCAAUAUGGUAAAAAGCUUUAUUGUCCUCUUUGUUGUGAGGUGAAGAGCUUUUGUCGUGACACUCGAAAGCUUACACAAGAGCCAAAGCACCGAGCCAUUCCCAGUGUGUCUCUACAGGGAGCCAGAAGACGCGAACGUUCUCCCUGCUUUUCAUUCACUUAAAGUGAAAUAAAUUCUCGUCACACGACAUUCAAUUUAACAUCUUUUGUGGUGAUAUCAUUAACACUUUUUAACUAACAUUUCGCGUGAAAUCGUGUAAAUAAAUUUCCCCACUUCAAAAGCCAUCAGCCAGCCGCCAACGUCACUUCCCAAUUCGCGUAGUUUGCAGUUGGGUAUAAACGACUUAAGAUCAAUUACUAAAUAUGCUCAAUAAUAAUAUAAAUUCGAAAUAGACAAAUAAAUAAAUAGUGCCGUGAUUCUCACCAUAUCAUACAAGAACGAAAUUCAACAGAAUAAGACAUCGAAAAUCGUUUAUUUUCCUAAUGAGUUACUGACGCCGUUCACGAAGGGAAAAUAUCCUUUGUAAUCCCAUCCAUUUUUGAUCAACCUGUGACAAGUGUGACAAGCAAACGAAAUGGAUUCUGAAAUAAAUUCCAUCGGAAUGACAAUGAUGAGAAAUUCAAUUUCAUCUUCAUCAGGAAUAUCAUCGUUGUCGAGCUGUGGUGACCCAGAUCGACUGCCUGAAUUGCCGCCGGGCGAUGAGAAAAGAUUGCAGAGAGCUGCAUUGAGUUUGCAGCAAAAAUUAAUACUGAGGGAAUGGCUGAAGGAGCACAGGCUCCAGCAUCACUAUUCGAGAUUGGUGGCCAUCGAGGUGGUGUCACUCGAAGAUGUUUACUGGCUGGAGGAUCCGCGUGCUCGGCAAGUCCUGGGCAAGGAUUGGUCAGUGUGGUCAGGAGCCCGUCAGAGUCUGCCGACGUCAAAGUCUCAGCUGGAGACAUUGAAGGCCAACCUGUGGUCGACUGUUGUUAAAUCGUCACAGCAUCAGGAUGCCUGGACGUGGGGCGGGAUGCUAGUUGUGUCUGUGUCUGUCGCGGGCCUUGUCACGCUGGCAGCGAUGACGCAGCCCUCAUUGGCUCCAGAAGCACGGCACUCCCUUCUGCAGUACGUGACGGGGAAGUACCUCCUGCCGGCCAACUGCAAGGUCCAGUUUGACUGGAGUGAUCCUCACGUUGUUGGUGGCACCAUGUGCUUCACCGUGCGCUUCUACCAGCGCAACGGACAGCCCUAUCCCAUCUGCGACACGGAUCAGUUCUUUGUGGAAGUGUGCCAGGGCACGAGGAAGGUAGUGACACUCAACUCAUUAGGCGGCACAGAUCCCAACAACGCUAACAUCGCCAAAGUCAAGUUCACCGUUCGUACUGCUGGACAGUACAAGAUCUCCGUUCUCAUUGGCUCUAGCCACAUUGCCGGCAGUCCCUUUCUCAAAACCUUCAUCCCCGGAAAGAUGGACGCCCGACGAUCACGACUCAUCAGACCAGCCAACACAGUCGUGUGCUCUGCCGGCGCUCCAACUCUUUUGCACAUUGAACCUCGCGAUGAGUUUGGGAAUGCUUGCGUCUUUGGACCAGACGACGAUCCCGUGCGAGGAUACAAGAUCGACCUAUUUGAUCUCAAUGGUCAGCCGGCCGAGAAACUAAUCAGUGCCCUAACUAUGGCCUAUGACAAAGUCAAUUCACGCGUCACCGUCACGGCGCUCUUCCCGGAGCCUAUCUGUCUAAAAGCAAUAUUCCACUAUGAGGACCAGAGAUUGCCCAACGGGGACUUCGAUAUCAUUGUGCUGAGCAGCAGCGAUACAACCCUCGUGCACAAAAACAUUGCGUCCAGGAAGCACAAUAUCUGCUACGAAGCGAAAUUAAUAAGUAUUUACGGGCAAAUUAAGACAAAACCACGCAAAGUCUUGUGCUACGUUGGACCAAAACAAAUCACAAUUAAGGAAUUGAUUUUGAAAUUCAUCCCCAAAAGAAUUGCCACUUUCCGUCUCUGUCCAUCAACUAAGUUCCAUUUCUUACCCACAACUACUGGGCAAAACCACGGAUCGGUCUUUAUCAUUGACGAUGGAUCACAGCCAAGAAUCGAAUUGGCAUCGCGCGAUAGGAAUGUCAUUGCAGCCACAUUCACCCAUUUUCUCUUGAAGAACAUUGGUGGUUCUGAGACGUUCAAGGAUAAGCAGGACUUCUUCUACCAUGAAGUACGCAAAUUCCACUCUCACUAUUAUCACGAGAAACUAGCUCUCAAGGUGCAGCGCGAUAAAAUCCUCGAGUCCAGCAUGAAAGCCACCAAAGGAUUCUCCGUUUCGGACUGGUGUGGCAACUUUGAGGUGACAUUCCAAGGGGAGCAAGGAAUUGACUGGGGCGGUCUGAGACGGGAGUGGUUCGAGUUGAUCUGCAGCGCCUUGUUCGAUCCCCGCGGAGGACUCUUUUGCGCUUUCCACGACAAACGCCAAGCUCUGGUGCAUCCCAAUCCCAAUCGUCCGGCUCAUCUCAAGCUCAAGCACUUUGAAUUCGCCGGAAAGGUGGUGGGCAAGUGCCUCUACGAGAGCGCCCUUGGCGGUUCCUACCGUCAGCUGGUGCGUGCCAGGUUUAGCCGUAGCUUCCUAGCUCAGUUGAUUGGACUACGAGUUCACUACAAGUACUUCGAACAGGACGAUCCGGAUCUCUACUUAUCCAAAAUCAAGUACAUUCUGGACACGGAUCUGGAUCAAAGCGACAGCCUGGAGUUGUAUUUCGUGGAGGAAGUCUAUGACUCGUUAGGCCAAUUGAGCAAAACAGUGGAAUUGAUUCCGAAUGGUGCCAAAGUUAGAGUGACCAAUGCCACAAAGUGUCAAUAUCUGGAUGCCCUAGCACAGCAGCGUCUCUGCAAUAAUGUACGCGAGGAAGUUGACAGUUUCCUGAAAGGCCUGAAUGGGAUCAUUCCCGACAAUUUGCUGAGUAUCUUCGACGAGAAUGAAUUGGAGCUCCUGCUAUGUGGAACGGGAGAAUACUCAAUUGCCGAUUUUCGCGCUCAUCACAUUGUCAACGGCAACUCGGCUGAAUUCCGUCGAGUCCUGGGAUGGUUCUGGGCUGCAAUCAGCAACUGGAAUCAAACUGAAAUGGCUCGAUUGCUCCAGUUCACCACCGGUUGUUCUCAACUGCCACCCGGAGGCUUUCAAGAAUUGAAUCCUCGCUUUCAAAUAACAGCCGCACCAACUUUCGGAAACCUCCCAACGGCUCACACGUGCUUCAAUCAACUCUGCCUCCCAGAUUAUGAGAGCUACGAGCACUUCGAGAAGGCCCUGCUCCUGGCCAUUAGCGAGGGCACCGAGGGCUUCGGGAUGGUGUAGAAAUGCUAUAGAAAUGACUUGACGGAAAAUGUUGCCACAGAAAUUUUUGGUCCCUUUUUAAUGUUUCAAAUCGCAAAUGAAUCGUAGAGUGUAUUAACAAAAUUUAGGCCUGUAGAAUUAUUUGCUUUGUUGGAGGAAGACAGCAAUUAUAUUUCCGAGGAGUUUCAUGUAGCAAUAAAUUGCAUAUAACAUAUUUUUAAAAAUCGUUUAAGCGAGAACAAUAUAAGAAAAGAAAACUCAUUUGAACUGCCUAGAGAAGUAGAAAAGUAUUUGCCUUAUAAAUUUCAUAAUAUAAAGAAAGCAGCAGAGAGUCAGUGAAGAGAUAACCCGAGACAUUUCAUUUAUCAGGCAAAACAUUCAUGAGCAAAGGAUUUAUUGUAAGGAAGAAAUAAAACUAAUAGAGGAAGUUGAAAUUGUGAAAACCACGAAGAUUAUUCUCUGUGAUAUUAUCAAGAAGGAAAAAAAAGACAAAACUCACAACAAAUACAGAAGAAAAUCACUUAUUGAUGAAAAAAUAAACUCUUUCUCGAGCGUUUGAAGAGAUUAUGGAAAAGAAGAAAAAAAAGAUUUUCCCCUCCCCCCAUAUUGAAGAGAAUUAACUAUACAAUAUUAGAUUGUAGUGGAAUAUUUAUUGAAAAGAUGAGAAAUGAAGAUGAGAGAGAAUUACUCAAAUAAAAUAUUGUUGAAUCGCGAUAAAUGGAAUGUGUGUAAUUAAUUUCACAACAAUUCGACACCCCUCAAGGUGGGAUGACCGUGUUUACGAUUUGAGGCUUUUCCACGAAAAGGCGAUCAAUAAG